This is a messenger RNA of Alternaria postmessia, 849 nucleotides long. RefSeq lists its product as uncharacterized. The record is from RefSeq and is a predicted model, not a curated record. NCBI's taxonomy places the organism in Eukaryota, Fungi, Ascomycota, Dothideomycetes, Pleosporales, Pleosporaceae. The coding region runs from base 1 to 849 and encodes 282 amino acids. The transcript is spliced from 3 exons.
AUGCCCCGAUUCCUGCAGCCUAAAAAGUCGACACAGCAUCGUGUAGCAGCGAUUGCUCUAUAUCGAGCUUUGCUGUCGCGAUGUUCCUCCGCUCCACUCCCGGAUGACGACCGCGUAUCUUUGCGCAACGCUAUUCGCAACAAGUUCCGACGGAACAGAAAGAUACAGAGUCCGUAUCAGUUGGGCCUAAGCUUCAAAGCUGGCUACCAGACGCUUGACCAUCUCGAUGCCUCCGCUACUGGAGACGCAACCAGCACAAGCAUUCUGACGCGGCUGGUUUCCCAACUACCCUGCGCUCUGACGCGCAUUCUACCAAUAAAGCCACGGCGAGAGACGCCGCCAGAUCCCCUCAAAGAACGGCUCGCGCGCCUACCACCCGAGAAAGCUGUCCUCAAUGUUCGUCCGUAUGCGCAAACUUCUGGACCCCGCCACGUUCCCAUACUCGCUUCUGCAAACGGCAUACCCUUCCUCCGGCUCACAAAGCCCCAGCCUCCAGCCUUGAGUCAAGUCCUCCACCAGAGACUAGAGCGAAAAACGGAGCUCUUCGACACCAUGGUUCUUCUGGACAAUUGGUGGCUGCCCAUAUGUCAGCAGGAGGAUAAGUGGGAUGUGCUCAUGAACGAGCAAUUGAAGAAGCGCGAAGAUACUGUGAGAUGGACAGAUGCGGUUCGGCUUUCGCAGUCGGAGAACCGGGAAGCAUAUGAAAAGGAUUUGAAGAAGGACAGACAAAUUACGAGGAAGAUGCAAAGGAUUGUAGACAUGGAGACCGAACUUGCGCUGAAGGAGGGACAGACAAUUGUAAGAGGAAGGAGGAGGCAUCCCAUACGAGUCAUAAAGCCAGAAUCAUGA